CAAACACCUCAGGUGACCGAAAUUUAAAGAUAAAGGCUCGCGAGCAUAUUUCGUCCGUAUUUACGCCGCCGGUGGCAACGUGACAGUUGGAUCACUCUGUCGCCGAUAUUUUUUUCAGUUCAACGCGCGCCAUCGUUCGAUCGUCGCUCGUUUUUCCCCGGUCGCUCUUAUUUAAUCAUAUCCGAUUCGAAAAACGAUCAGAAAUAGAACACGCGCCGCUCGCCGAUCUUCGCGCGAAGUCGCAGUGCUCGUGUCUCCAAGUCAUUUUAGCGCGUACAAUACAAUGUGCAAUAAUAAUUCGGAAGUGGCCGACGCGAACUGCGUGCGUUAUGUGUGCACAGAUUCCCACGGCGCAAUCGCUUGUAGUAAAUCGAACAUGAUCUGGGACAUCGUCUCGACGUUAACAGGCGGGCCAUCAAUCGUGUAGCCGUCCCCGAGCAACGUUAUGUAAAUGGUCGUCGCGACACCCGGCGAUUCUGGUUAAACGAUGACACUGAUGACUGCUACCGGCGGCUUUUAGCCAGAAAUUGAUAAUUUGGCGUGUAAAGCGAAACAGUAACUAAAGUGCCAUAAAUCGAGACGCAAUUAGAAUUCCGCCACGGGCUUUUUCGAGCAUCCAGAAAUGCGACGCGUCUCCUGAAAGCGCGCGGGAAUAACAUCCUAAUUUUCCAUCAGCGAGGCAUCAUAACACCUGGCUGAAAUUUGCGCCUGCGUGAUGACGAAGUCUCGCUCCAACCCUCGUGAGACUUUCGGUGCGAGGGUGCAAUUUAAACUUUGGCCCAGUAGCCAAUCAACCCCUUGACGAGCGGACGAUUCGGAAAAGUCGGUCGGUGUCGGAAAAAGAUUUGACUUAGUGCUGUUUGCGCAAAUGGUGCGAUUUGUGUUGCAAAGUUCGUUGCUACAUUGUUUGCAAAAGAAAUUUUUGCAAGAAUUGUAUUCCGAUGGCUGAUCAAGAGUAGAAAGUACCGGUUGCGCAAAGUGUUUCGAAAGAGAUCGCAACGUGAGUGACCACGGUCAUGAUCUUGAGCGGAACGCUCACAGAUUCCAGUUUCUUGGCCAUCACACCGUUUAAAAUCAAAUUUAAACCGCCGGUUACCGAGCUCCGACCUUCGACGAUGGUAGGCGGUCAUAGGGUGAAACUCGCGGCGGGCAAUGAAACCACCACCAUGGUCACCGACGGCGUUACUACUAGGAGCGACAACAACGUCGUUGUCUCCACUGUACAACCGACCACCACUCAGCAAAAAAUCCAACGGAUCUUGAAGGAGCAAGCCAGGUGGCAAGAAAACUGCUCACGCAGACGCGUGAAGUGCACAUCGAGUACUGCCUGUUGUGUGGUUAACAACUACAGCAUCGUCGCCUCUAGGGGCGAACUUGCUCGAAAUAACCGCGCUGCGGGUGAAACGACGACAAGCAAGAAACGGACGAUCGUGAACGGGAGAAUCCACUCCAAGGAGGAGACCUCUCAGGGCGGCAUCCUCGCCGAAGAGGAGCCGAACAAGUCAAGGGAUAUCUCAAAGGACGCGCCUAGAACAGGCAUCUCGAGGGGCAUUCAACGAGGAAUAAUCAAGUCUGCUUCCGUGCCGAAGGACUUGAAGGAAGGUCUUCCAGCGCGGGAGAGAACGCUGCAGCGGGUGCCGGAGGAGGGCAUUCUGAAGAGGUCUUCCGCCUUCCUGGUAAAUCUAGCGCAUCAUCCCUCCAGCGAUCUCGCCGAGAGGUACGGCGAGUCGGCCAAGUUCCUUGGCUCCAACGGUUAUGAGUUCCGCAGUUCCUCGUCCACGCGGUACUCUGGUCUGAAAGGCUACUUCUCGAUCCUAACGAGUGACAACGCGCGACAACUGCGUCCGCUACAGCAGUCGACCAGCGUUCAGACGCUGUCGACGAGUUGGAAGAAGAAAGGCGUCGGCGUAAAGAAAUCCGUCUCUUUCAGCUCCGACACCAGCUUCGCGGAGAAACGCACGCCGUAUCGCAAGCCUGUUGUCCACGAGGCCAAGAUCUACCGCAAGGGUGUGCUUCAAGACCGCGUGCGUGAAGAGACAAUUAAAGCAAAAGUGCCGCCUUCGUGGGAAAUACCCUCCGGGGGCCCUACGGCCCUUCUGAGGGCCGCCAGAGAGGCAGACGACAUAGGUCUGAAGGAAAUUGUCGCACAGGCCCGAAAAGUAGGCCUGAAAGGCAUGGACGUCAACGUGGUCGACAGUAGCGGGAGGACGGCCAUAAGCUAUAUGGCUGGGAACGGCGCGACGACGAUGCUAGAGCUGGCGCUCUCUUUCGAAGGUGUGGAUCCGAAUUUGCCCGAUAACGAGGGUAACACACCGCUCCAUUUUGCCGCUCAGGCUGGACAGACCGAAUGCCUCAACAUCCUUCUGCAGAGAUGUCCGGAUAUCGAGGUGGACGCAAGAAAUACCUUAGGCUUCACGCCACUUAUGAAGGCAGCCCUUCAAGGUAGAACAAAAUGCGCAAAGAUUCUUUUGUUCGCCGGUGCAAAUCCUACAUUACGUGAUCAUGGUAGAGGAUUAAGGGCCGAACAGUGGGCGAGAUUUUGCGGCAGAUAUGUGUGCGCCGAGAUGAUCGAGAGAUUCGCGAGACAUCGUCUGCUAGAGAGGACAACGUCCUGCCGUUGGGGUAGCGAGCCUGAAUUGGCUGCGAAAGUAUUACAAGGAAAGGUGACGCCUGUACCUACGGCUCCUAUGCCGCAACCCUCGGGGUUGAAAUCGAAAAUAAGGAAAGUUUUUCGCACCACCUCCAGCCCUGAUCGAACCUUUUCUCUCGUGUCGCAACUUACCAGCGCGGCUCUCUGCGCGAGCAGUCCGGCCUUGCCGAAACCGUCACCCGUGGUGAAAAGUCUGCUGCGACCACUGAGUGUACCUCAAUUAAGGGUGACGUUGGUUUCACCACAAGACUUCUUGGAAAAGACCUCGGAAAAAUACAGCACAAAUUUCACAGAUAAAAUUGAGAACUCCAUCGCAAAGCCGCCGCGCUCGAAAAAGAAAAGCAAGUAGUCUAAUGUAAAAAUUGCGCGACUAAGAGCCGCGUUUAGUUGCCCGCUUCGCGUUGAACAAUCGCGAACGGAGAUUACGCAAGUCUGCUUGACGCAGAAGCAGCGAGAUGAAGAGAGUGUUUGUGAUCUAUUUGAGAUCAUUUACGUGUUAUUCAAUUCCACUGUUGCCUGUAAAAACCGAUCGGCCGAUCGUCGUCCGGAGCCGCGGUCCUUCAAAUAGAUUGUAGGCUUUUCGUUUUUACCUCGACAGAAGAAUUAUUAGCGAUGCAUUUCUCUCAAAGGACGUUUUCACGAGGAUUAAAAAGAAAGACCUUCGAAAUCCGAUCGCUUCCGAUAAAUCAUGACUUCCAGCGAACAGCUGCUUAAAAUGUUGUCAUGUUUAUGGCUCGUAUUCGAGAUUGUUUUCGGUGUAAACCACCAACGCACGACCGGAUGCGCAAACAUUCAUGAUGAUCAAAUCUUAUUUUUAGUUUAGACUUAUAAUGGAUCGUACGGUGUGGCGGAGCGAAAUACAGCGCGAUCGCAGUUUACAAGAGAUCGGCGAAAUUGCGCCCAAGAGUGGUCACAUCGGACGAUUCAUAUUAAAAGAUCCACCGAAUCUUUUAUCCUCAUCGUCUUACUUGUAAAUAAAAUUUCAAUUUUCUUGAAAAAUGCAAAUGUGUAUCUUAAAGUAUGCGCCGAAGCGAUCUAGAGAUUCUAUCGGUUAAAAAUGAUCGGGCGAGCUUGCGAUCGUCACGACGAUCGCAAGUCUCCCUCCAACUUACAAUACGCGUUUUACGUACAAGAUUUUAUAUACAGUUAUUGUCUGAUGGUUGUUUAAAUAAAUGUCUUAUCAUUCA
Linepithema humile (Argentine ant) is the source of this 3837-nucleotide messenger RNA. The record is from RefSeq and is a predicted model, not a curated record. NCBI's taxonomy places the organism in Eukaryota, Metazoa, Arthropoda, Insecta, Hymenoptera, Formicidae.